Molecule: messenger RNA, 2166 nt
Organism: Coregonus clupeaformis (lake whitefish)
Lineage: Eukaryota; Metazoa; Chordata; Actinopteri; Salmoniformes; Salmonidae
Product: homeobox protein Hox-B3a-like
Exons: 4
Coding region: 578-1519 (313 amino acids)
Biological process (GO): regulation of transcription by RNA polymerase II
Cellular component (GO): nucleus
Molecular function (GO): RNA polymerase II cis-regulatory region sequence-specific DNA binding; DNA-binding transcription factor activity, RNA polymerase II-specific
Source: RefSeq, a predicted model, not a curated record
UCUGUUUUCGACUGCUCAUUCAGUAACACCUUCGUUUUCUUGGUUAUUUGUAUUAGCUACAGUUGAAUUCUGUAGUAGAAAUGUGUUCAGUAACUACGGAGCUCCACCAACUGAGAGAUGGAGUCAAUAAGGAAUGUCUCAUCCAAUGUUAGCCUAUGCUAAUGUUGCUAUCUCUGAAUUGCACCGUCAAAGACUCAAUAUUCGCAAGGACAAUGGAAUACUUUUUUUUUUUUUUCCACAGAGGGACUCGUUUAGUUAUUGUUACUUACCGUAUGCAAUAUACCAAGGGAACAAUAAUGGAAGACCUAAAAAGAACCGUGAUAAUCACAUCCGGAAUACCCAUAUGCGAAGUGAUGAAUUAUCAACAAAGCUCAUCUAUAGAAGACCAGACCGUCUGCCAAAGAAAUCACAGAGUUGUGAUUUUCGUUCUCGAAGACAGCACUACAGUGCAAAGCAAAAACGAUAUGGGACAGCAAACAAGAGGUCAUUGGAAGGAAACUGUCACGUGACUUCUGGGUGCCAAUGUUCCUUCAGAAGGUCAAAAGGGCCCCAGUAGCUGGUGAGACCUUUCUUGACAAUGCAGAGAAAUACCUACCAAGACGCCAAAGCAAUAUUUGGAGAUUCCCCAUACCAAGGUGUCAAUGGAUUUGGAUGCAAUCAUGACGCACUAGCCCACCAACCCUUGGCCUACCUGGAGAGUCAGAGCAACUUGAAGGAGUUGGAUUGCUCUUCGCAGUCAAAUGGCAACAGCAAAUCACAGCACCCACAGCACCCAAAAGAGCGUGAACCUAACUCAAAUUCUACCUUCACCAAAAGCAUCUUCCCGUGGAUGAAGAAGUCGACAAUGCAGAACUGUAUAAAGAACAACGGAGACAAACCCGUAGAAGUAAAUGAACUCUUUGGUGACGAGGAAAGCCCAACAACUGCAGCCUCCAAAAGGGCGCGCACUGCAUACACAAGCGCCCAGUUGGUAGAGCUUGAGAAGGAGUUCCACUUCAAUCGUUACCUUUGCCGCCCCAGGCGCGUGGAGAUGGCUAACCAACUCAGUCUAAAGGAGAGGCAGAUCAAAAUUUGGUUUCAAAAUCGGAGAAUGAAGUGCAAGAAACAUGAAAAGUUUAAAGGACUGUGCUCCUCUUUAGGUAGCCCUGGAACUCUUACCAAUCUUGGUUAUAUUAAUGCAAUAGGGGAUGAUUAUGACACUGUUUCUCCGCCAUCUUUAAAGCUUCAACAAAACGAUUAUGUCAGUGCAUCAGUCUAUCCAAACUCAAUGAAAGCCCAACAGAAAUAUGCCAAUACAACCCCAGAAUAUGCUCCUUGCAGUAGGCAGGACAAUUAUAGUAUGUUUUCCAUUCAUUAUGCUCAAGCUGACCCUGUUCAUGUUGACGUGAACUUGCCAUUCACUGCAUACGGGGUAAAUAACCAGUGUAAUCAUACUGCACAGAUGACGUCAAGCCAACAACAUCCUAAACCUACACUAUGUGAUCCAAACACAUCAUACCAUCAUUCUUCUCAAGAAUGAAUCAAGCAAGCUCCUAAACUGACUCAUUAAUAGCAUAUGGAGUCAAUAUGUCACUUGACCAUAAUCAGAUCAUUAGUGGACCGAAUCCAAAGUUUAGGUCUGCAAGCAUAAAAUAUUUGUUUGGCGCAAAAGGACAAUUAUUCGCUGUAUCCAAAUGCAUGCAACUAGUGGAGAGUCAUUACAGCAGAGUUACUAAUAUUUUACUCGAAAAGAGCAGCUUUAACUAUUUUGGGAAUUAAACGACUGAUUGUGACCACUAGAGUCGGAGGUAAAACACAAGAGUUAAUUCGAAUAGAGUGUUUAUAAGUAUUGCUAGAGUCAAUGUGAUUCCAUCCACAGAUCAGCACCUGCAUAGGCUAUUCUAUCCUGUUGGACAGCUCUGUUUUUCUAUUUUGAUUUCUUAUCCAUAUAGGAUAAACCUGAAAUUAUUGCAUUAUAUGAAACCACAGGGUAAUGUAAAACAUCAAAUAUAAAUCAAUAUCAAGCAAAAACUUUUCUCACUUAUUUUUUUGUACAAUACUUGACAUUAUGCACUUUUCUAAGUGGAGCAGGCCAUGACCCCACUGCGUGCAUUGGAAUAUUACAAACAUAUUUAUUACAAUGUUAUUUAGUUAUUUAUAUGCUAUUUAUUAAUUUAAUUUAUGGGA